Marmota flaviventris (yellow-bellied marmot) is the source of this 5128-nucleotide messenger RNA. It is a transcript of the gene Gpr174, whose product is annotated as G protein-coupled receptor 174. The record is from RefSeq and is a predicted model, not a curated record. Gene Ontology annotation, molecular function: G protein-coupled receptor activity. NCBI's taxonomy places the organism in Eukaryota, Metazoa, Chordata, Mammalia, Rodentia, Sciuridae. Gene Ontology annotation, biological process: positive regulation of Rho protein signal transduction; phospholipase C-activating G protein-coupled receptor signaling pathway. Gene Ontology annotation, cellular component: plasma membrane.
GUGAGCACGCUGCCCCCUGGAAAACGGAAAUGUUCAGUGUGCACAGAGUAGCUUGCAUAUUUCACUCUGACAUCUCAGUACCAUGUUUUUCAACAUGGUAGUGGUUAGGAGGAUUGGAUUGAUUGUUCUCAGAACAGGGAGAAUUGAUGCAAAGAUCACUGGCAUCCUUAUUGAAGUGGCUGUCGCAUGAAUUCUUUGGAGAUCUCUGGAGGAAAGAGAAAGAAACUGAAACGGAAUGAAUUAAUCAAGCCAGACCUAUCACUACUUCCUCAGGAGACCCUCUUGAUCUGAUUAAGGAGUUCAUCAGCACUGGAGAAAACAAUAAGGUUUUGGGACCAGAGCCUGUUCAACCCAUUUUAGGUGCUUGCUCUGCCUGUUUCUCACUUAGCUUUCAACACAUAUCUGAAAAUGUCCCAGAAAACUAAUUGUCCAAGUUAAUCAUCGUGGAAAGUGGGUGACCCAUUGUACACAAAUGCGAACCUUUCUUCUGCGUGAGCCAAAAAAGAAAAGCAGCCUGCCAAACACCUGUAAAAAGAUGGCUAUCAUCAUAUGGGAAUUUGAGGAUCUGUUAUAUGGCACAGUCAUGAUCCAAAUGGGAAAAAAAACAACUGUCAUGAUGUCCUAGGAGGCUUUACAAUAAACAACAGAAGAAAAUUAUAACGGUUUUCCAUCUGUGCUUGCAAACUAGACUUCCAUGUAGUUACUCCAGAUAAAUCCAAGGAAAUUGUGCAGAUAAUUCUUUGAAAAGUCCCCAAAUCAUACAUAGAGGCUAACAUAUGUGGCAAAAAGAAAAUUAUUUUAUGCUGUUUCUUCAACCCAUUUACAAUCCAUAUUUUAGAAAGAACAGGAUUUAAUCAAUUGUGAAUUUAGGUUUUAAAUCACCAUCAAACAAAACAGUUUCUCCAGAAAGAAUCAUGCUUGCUAAUGACACAUGUAACAGGACAAAUGGAGACAACACAGAUUUUCGGUACUUCAUCUAUGCAGUGACAUACACUGUCAUUCUUGUGCCAGGUCUUAUAGGGAACAUAUUAGCCUUGUGGGUAUUUUAUGGUUAUAUGAAAGAAACAAAACGGGCUGUAAUAUUUAUGAUAAACUUAGCCAUUGCUGACCUAUUACAAGUUCUUUCCCUACCACUGAGGAUAUUUUAUUACUUGAACCAUGACUGGCCAUUUGGACCUGGCCUCUGUAUGUUCUGUUUCUACCUAAAGUAUGUCAAUAUGUAUGCGAGCAUCUACUUCUUGGUUUGCAUCAGUGUGCGAAGAUUUUGGUUUCUCAUGUACCCAUUUCGCUUUAAUGACUGCAAACAGAAAUAUGACUUAUAUAUCAGUAUUGCUGGCUGGCUGAUCAUCUGCCUUGCCUGUCUACUAUUCCCACUCCUCAGAACCAGUGAUGACACCCCAGGCAACAGAACCAAAUGUUUCGUGGACCUUCCUACCAGGAAUGUCAAUCUGGCCCAGUCUGUUGCCAUGAUGACUGUUGGAGAAUUGGUUGGGUUUAUUACUCCUCUUCUGAUUGUCCUGUAUUGUUCCUGGAAGACAGCUUUAUCACUGCAAGAUAAGUAUCCUGUUGCUCAAGACCUUGGAGAGAAAAAGAAAGCCUUGAAGAUGAUUCUAACUUGUGCAGGGGUAUUUCUAAUUUGCUUUGCACCUUAUCACUUCAGUUUUCCUUUAGAUUUCCUGGUCAAGUCCAAUGAAAUUAAAAGCUGCCUAGCCAGAAGAGUGAUUUUAAUUUUUCAUUCUGUGGCUUUGUGUCUUGCUAGUCUAAAUUCCUGCCUUGACCCAGUCAUAUACUAUUUCACCACUAAUGAGUUCAGAAGACGUCUUUCAAGACAAGAUUUACAUGAUAGCAUCCAACUCCAUACAAAAUCCUUUGUGAGUAACCAUACCAAUUCUACCAUAGCAACUGAAUUAUGCUAAAUAACAAAUGGAAUGAGGCCUGGAGAGCAAGUACAUCAGAAUACAUUUGCAAUUCCCCAAGCUACAGGGAAGUACUCACAGGAAGCAUUCAUAACUUUUCAGUUGUAUUCUCUUACCUGUAUGGGGAAUUCACAUUUUCAUGGUAGUAACUAUUUGCAGCAUUACGUUCCACAAUCAUUGAUGUUGACCUGUCCAUGUAGUAAUUUCUCAUCAGGUCUUUUAAGACUGAAACUAAACUAUAAAAUUUUAAUGACAUUCUGUACAUAUAUGCUCUCAUCUAGAGUCAAUGACUUUAUCUGUGAACCUAAGUUGCAAUGAGAUUACUAGCUUGGGGCUACCUUAAACACCUGAGAUUAUUACUACAAAUAUUGAGUCUCUAUAUUCAGAGGAAGUGCAGUUAUCUAUUUAUAAUAGUAAUCACAUUUUACAUUCCAACAACAUAAUUUUGGUUGUAUUUUAAAUAGGGUGGAUAUAUUACUCUGUGUAAACAAAAUUUUAUAAACAUUGACUCGCUUUUAUCUUCCAUGUGUGUGAUUGGAUUCCAAGGUUUAAAGACACAAAUAGCUAUUUUCUUCAUUCAAUGUCAACUUGAAACAUCAUUUGUUACAUCUCUUCAGUGAAUCAAAAUCUGAACUCAGGACUCUGGUAUGUUUUAACUAAUAACAACCACAUCUACAUAAAAUAACUCUUUGUGAUUGUAUAUGAUGCCACCUUGAAUCUAUCCAGGGCAGAUAGUUUGCCAAAGACAAUCCAAGGUGACCCAAAUGACCUAUAGGCCCAGGAGAAAGCAGAAAGGAACUAAUCACAGUUCCGUCUCUCAAACUAUUUCCAAUGAACAUCUCUGGAAAUGUAUGAAGAUGCACAAUAGAGGGAAUCUUCAUCAUGUUUCUAGAGUUACAUUGAGGUAACUCUGAUAGUUAACUGCACUUACUGAUCAUAUGGAAGAAAUAGGGCACUAAUUAAUCACUAAGUUUAGGCUAGAAUGGAAAGAUGAAACAAAGUUAACUAUGCCUCUUAAAAACAUCAUCACAUUAUGUUUUUUAUUCCAGGCUAGGUGUUAUCUGUAAAUCCAUCUACACAAGCCAGAGUAGAGUUUGGAGGCAGUCAUGUGGAUCAUUUUUCUUGUUCAGCUUUGCCCCAGCCAUAUCAAUCUGAAAGCCUGCACAGCUCACAUCCCAGCAAAUGGGGAAGGCAAUUCUUUCAUCUGUUGAAAAAAGUGUGGAAGAUAAUUUUGGCAUCUUUGGACACACCUUACAAUUGCUUUGUCUGUUACCUGUUUGGUACUAUUAUGGAGGACAAACCUAGGAUAUGAGUAGUAAUUAAACCUGAGGUCAUAAAUAUUAGCAUGUUUUACAACAUGAUUUAGCAAAAAGCUCUAACUUUAAAAAAAUGUUCUAUCUAAAAUUGGUGUCCUGUAAUGAAGACACAUUCUACUUUUCAUCAAGAAAGGAUGCAGAAUCCAAGCAAUGGUUUUAACAUAUAUAGAGGAAGGUUUAGUUUUAGGCACAUAGUUAUGAUACUAAUAUGUUUAUGGGAAAAGCUGGUGAAAUCGAAAUGAAUUCUAAAAGCUAAGAUUAACAGGACAUUUUAUAAAGUUUUCCUCUGGGCAAUUGUUUAUUUGACUUGUACUUUGAUAUAAAAAUAAUACCAUAUUAGAAAGAUGACUCUGUGCUGCUAGUAAUAGUGUAUCUGUGUAUCUUCUAAUAAUUCAUCAUAAGGUACAUGUUUUGAUGUAUUAAAUGAGUGUUAAAAUUUAAGAAGAGUAACUGUAACUGGUGUAUGUUUGCUUCAAAGUGAUUUGUGUUUGAGUAUAAUUUAAUGUUGUAAUAAGAUUCCAAGUAAUCAUUAUGUGGAAUUGUGAAACAACUGUAGGUACUUGUGAUGGGAGGAUUCUGUCUAAAUUCUGUGCUUACUAUUUCCUAGAUUUACAUGAAUUACACUUCUUAGGAUCACAUGGGGAUACUAUUGAUUUAAUUUUAUUAACAUUGAUUUCAUUUUAAACAUUUUCUCUUGAAGGGGAGAAGAAACAUUUCUAGGAGUUUAUUGACAUUCUUGGAGGUUUGAUUGAAGGCAGAAUCCAUUUGUUAGGCAGCCCAUUUAUAUCAUUAAAUAGAAGACAAGUGCCCAGUGUUCUUAGGUUACUUAAUGAAGACCACCUCUUCUAUAAGGCCUACUCAUCUAGGUUUGCAUCAGUUCUCUGAUUUCCUUUGUUCACCCCACACAUACAUACACACCUCAUCAAUACAUUUUAUCUUCUGCCCCAUUCCCAUGCUCUUCUAGGCAAUAAUCUGAUCAACUCAUUCAUACUAUGGUGCUAAUGACUAAUGUUAGCUUAAUAUUUGUCCAUGGAUAUAAGAAUUCCAGACUGUAUGACUAGGCAUUAUUAUAAAGUGGUGAAUUUCAGUGGAGGGAUUGCAAACACUGAAGCAGACAGACUGGAAUGAAAGUGGGUCGUAUAGCAGUGCUUUUCAGAUUACAUAUAGUAAGUGACCAACUACAUUGCUGACCAUUAGGGGGCUGCUAAAUUCUAAGAAACAUAUUCAUAAAUGUGGCUAUCAGUUUCUCAGAUCUCUGUUUUUUUUUCUUUUUGCCUCGUUCCCUCCCAACUGUGGACCCAAUUUCCAGGGGAAAAUCCAAACUAGGAAAGAAGUCUUGAUGUGGCUAUUAUGCAGGUAGUUGUCUCCUCCUGGAGAAUCCCCAUUCUUUGGAGAAUCUUCCCUUCAGUUCUCUCACUUAGCUCUCUGGAUUUUAUGUAAUGGGGGUACAAAUAGUAAACACUCACCUAUGGUAACAUACAAUUCAAGGUAAAUGGUCUCACAUUUCCUAUGUAAAAUUGUUUAAAGUAUAAUUUCAAAAUGCAAGCAUAAUGAUUCCAAUACUUUUCAAUAUGAAGUGAUUUUAAUGUUAUUACUAUUGUCUUUAUUGUUAUUGUUAUUAUUAUACUCAAAUGGGUUAUGUGUUUUCAUUGUCCCUCAUUAAGCAGAAAAUUCCUUCAAUGGGCAAUUCCAUGAAGAAGAGCCAUCUGCCCCAGGAACAACAGACCAGACCCUCUUGGCCUGAAAGGGUGCAUUGGUGGACUCUUGUGCAACCUAAUUUUUAUCUCACUUUUUGUUUUGACUCCCAAGAUACUGUGAAAUGUUGCACUUGGAGUUUAUUUGCAGCUAUAAUUUAUAAUACACCUUUUAAUAAUAAAGAUUGUUUAUGUGGUUAUA